UGGCUUAUCAAGCACUGAUAUAUCUAGGACAGUGUUGCAUAUUGCCCGCAACCCGGAACUAGAGCCUAUCGUUCUGAUGGCCGUUUACGCUUCUGUGCCGCAGACCCUUACUCCAAGCACUAGGCUUCCGUGCAUUUAAGUACAGGGCUUUACCGCUUAUUAUACUCCUUUUAACAGCCUUUCUUGGACGUUUGUGUGGGUCGCAUGCAUGGAGUGUAAGCGCUUGGCGCUUGGCGCCCGCAAACUUCGGGACAGUACUGCAGAUACACAUUAACAAUGCUGUUGUGUAACCACCAGCUUAAGCUGCUUUGAACGGCUUAGACGCCAUGUCUACUCCAGCUCACGUCGUACCGCGGUCAACCGGAGCGCCGAACGCCGAUGGAGACCGUGCGGGCCUAGCUCGGCAGCACCAAGUGGUGCGCUACUUGGACCCAUGGGGCCCCUCUCAGAUUGUGUGGUGCCAUGGACACCACCUACUGCGCGGCCAUAAGGUCAUCCUCAACGUCUACGACCUCCUGCCCGCUCGUUUCAAUGGCUGCCUGGCAGUGGUGGGUCUGGGUGGCGCCUACCACUCCGGGGUGGAGGUGGGCGGCACGGAGUACGCGUUCGGGGGGCACUGGAGCGAUGAGCUGGGGCUCAUGGAGCUGCGGCAGCCGCUGCACGUCACGCGGAGGGAGGCGCAGGAGGCGGCACAGCGAGGGGAGGACUCCGACGGCAGUGCUGCUGCGGCGCUGGAGUGGCUGCCGCCGCUGCGCUCCCGCUCCGUGGUGGGCUGGUGGAUGGGGCCGCUGGGGGACCUGGAGCUGGUCAUGCGGCACAUGCAGAACCAGGAGCAAUGGGUCGGCUCCGCUUACCGACUCCUCACCCGCAACUGCAACCACUUCUCCCGGGCCCUGUGUGAGGUGCUGCUGCGCAGCCCCCACUUCAAGCCCGCCCCCGGUGCCACCCGCGCCGAACUCAUGGUGCCGCCCACCCUCACCCGCCUGACCUCGCUGGCAGCCGCACUGGGGCGCUGCAUGCCCUGCUGUGACCGCCGGCUGAACGUGCCCAUGCCGCUAGCGCCGUACGCUCUCAACGUCUUCCAGGGCAGGGGUCGUACCUGCCGUACGCGCAUCUCCUUCAAGAUCUGCGCAACAUACCGCAGCAGCAUCGGUAGCGCUGCCAGCGUUAUCAGUUUGGUGGAGGACAAGAAGCAAGCCUGCGAGCAGCAGCAGCAGCAGCAACGGCGGCAGCUAGGGCCGGCAGCGGAUGGAAGGCUACCUGUGAUAACAAACGCGGCAGCUGCUGGUGAUGGUGGUGGUGGUAGUGGUGGCAAUGCUGCUGCUGAGGUGUCGGAUAUAUCGCCGCUGCCUUCCCGCCUGAGGCUUGGCGACAGCGUCAUCGUGAUUGGCGGCAGUAGCUGUGACUUGGGGCAAGAUGCCGCGGGGUUACGCGGGAAGGUGGAGCAGGGCGAUAAGGCCGCUUCAGCAGCGGCGGCGGCGGCGACAGGAGCGAUGGCGAAGGUGCCAGUGGUGCAUAGGGCUACCGACGGCGGCCAUGCGCUCACUGUGAUAGCAUCCGCCGUAUCGGCAACGAGGGCUGCUUCAGAAGUGCAGGCAGCGGGUCGAGGGCCGCAGGAUCCCCCAAGGGUGCAACUCAUGGCUCGGUCCUCCUCCUCCCGCGGCAAUGAGGGAGCUGCAACGGCGGCGGCGGCGCACAUGCCCACCAUCACAGAACUCGGCGUCACGCCGCACAACAGGUCCUUCCGGGUCUCCCGCGACGGCUCCGUCGCCGCCGCCGCUGCUGCCGUCAUUGCCGCCACCGCCGCCGCAUUCGGCGGUCGCGACGGACCGCACGGUCGUGAGCCCAGUGGCAGCCUCCUCCGCCGGCCUCGGUCGCUGUCCGCCGGACCCACGGGUCCGCGACCGUCUUGCAGCAGCAGUAGCAGCAUUGGCGUGGAGUUGCCGACGGCGGCGUCGGCGGCGCCGGCGACGGAGCCAAUGGCGACUGCGGUGGCGGCGGGGGCGCCGUCGCCGUCAGGCGCAGCUGCAAAGCUCCUGGCGCACAGCCGGAGCGGUCGCCGUGUGUUCCCUGACCCACGGGUCGUGCCGGUGCUUGCAGCCGAGGGCGUCGCCACCGCCGCCGCCACUGACGGCAGCGGCAGUGGCGGCUGUGCGCCAGAUGCGGCAUGUAAGGACGGACCUCGAAGCACAGGCACCGAACCGCUCAGCACGUCGCCUUCCGCUCGAGAAGCCAGCAUCGGCAGCAGCAGCGGUAGCAGGCCAUGCAGCUGCGUACACCCCCCAACACACCCGCAACUGCAACUGCAUUCGCCCCAGCCGUGCCAGCCCAGGGCGAGGACGCCGCCGGGGCUACCCAGGCCCACCACACCCACUGAGACCCCUAGCACGCCGGCCGCCGGUAGUCCUGCUGCCGGUUCGGGUGGUGGUGCGGCUUCCGAGGGUGGUGCGGCCUCCCCCGGUGCACCGUCCCCAAGCGAUCGAACCUCUCGGCAGCACCAGCGGCAACGCCUGUCGCCGCUGCCCUUACUUUCGCCGCGCUCCUUGUUCAGCGGAGUGCAGCUGUCGCCGCCAGCACCAGCAGCCGCGGCCCCUCCUCCUCCCACCCAGCAGCAGCACCAGCAGCAGCAGUCAUCGUCCCGCCCUAGCAGCUCCCAUUCGCUGUCGGCUGCGUCGCCGCCUCCGCCGCCGCCGCUGGUAGUGGCAACAGUAGCCCCGAAGUCGGCGGCAGACGCAGUUGGGACCAGCGAGGGGCAACCCCCCCAGCAGCAGCCCCCUCAGCAGCAGCAGCACCGGCAGCAUCCCUUCCUUACGGUGACAUCCCCCAGGGCUGCCCCACCCGCCAAGUCUCCCACCUCGCCCGCUGCUCUCUCACCCGUCAAGCAGCCCCUCAGCAGCCCCGGCAGUGCUGCUGCCCCCACCACGCCUGCCAGUCAUAACAACAAUCAUGUCAACAUCAGCCGUUCCAGUCGCAAUGCGGUGGCGCCGCUGGACCUGCCGCCUCCAGCUCAACACCAUCCACAUCACCUCCAGCAGCAACAGCAGCAGCCUGCAAAGCAGGGCGGGCAGCAGCCGCAGCCACAGCAGCAGCCCGAGGCACCCCGUCGUUGGAGCGUCAUGUCGGGCGGCUUCAUAGACCUGUUGUUUGCUCGUUCCGCACUCACAACCCCCGAACCGGCACUGCCGCCCCCACCACCCGGCUUCGCCACGCAUGACGGCAUGGCAGCCCUGGCUGGAGAGGGCGGCGGUGGCGGGGCGGCUGUGGGUGCUGGCGGUGGUGGCGGUGGCGGUGGUCGCGCUACUCACACGGGGAUCUUUGGUCCGGGUCUGGCCGCCGCACCGGUGUCCACGAGCGGCCCUAAUGCGACGGUGUUUGGCGCACGUUCGGGUGAGGUCAGCUGGGCUCCUAGCGGCGGGGAUGGCGCCACGAGCGUGGCGCCAGCAGCAGCAGGUGGAGGAGCUGCUUCAAGGGAGGUGCAGUUGGCUACCGCUGUUUCCGACCCUGAACGCACUGCGGCACACCUGCAUUCCCACCUUCACCCUCACUCCCAGCACCCCCACCCCCACCAGCAGCAUCACCAGCAGCACUCGCCGCUGAGCCCCCGGUCCGGUCGCUCCAUGCCCGCCAUGGGGUCUGUCGUACCCCCCGUGGCGGGAAGUGUGCUGCCAGGUGUUGUCGUACCAGUGCCAGUGCCCCGGGCGCAGAGCGGCCGGCCGCGGGCAACGGAAUGACGGGUGAGGGAGUGUGUUUAUGACCGCCAGAUGUAGCAGUAACAAUCGCGCUGGUAGCCCCACCAGCACCGCCGCUUGCAUGGUCGGCAGGCAGAUUGUUUGUCCACGUUGGGAGGGGUCACACAGCCACGGGAUUGCUGGCUACGAAGUGAUUAUUGUUUCGUGAACCGGAUUGCGACCGUGACGUCAUUUCUUGUUGUCAGGGAAGGGCCAAACGGGGGCAUUUGUGAUUGACCUUUUGGUUUCGUACUGCGCUUGUCCCAGAAGGACGAAACUGGGGUUCUGGAAAUAGGAACCCUGACCAGCUUGCGUCAUGGCUUGCAGGGGCUUUACGCAUGCAGGCCCCUUUGGGUUUGUGCUUACCCGAGGCAUGCUGUACGGUUUUGCGGUUGCUGGGCGAUGUGGGCGAACGUUGGACGGCGGUUCCCGCUUACCAGUAGCCAGUAGGAUGUUGUGCGGCAAUGUGGUACCCAGUACUAGAGGAAUGUGGGAACUGCAACACCGCGGCUCUCUCUGCGCGCUAUUGAUGCAUUGACAGCUGAAGACGCGUAUGAUACCUCGUGAUACACACAUUAUAUCCUUACACGCAUGUAUGGCCCUGGGAUAUGGGCGGAGCGGAGCCAACUUGGCGGCGGUGACCGGCAACUGAAGGACGGUUGUCGGUUGGUCAUUGCGGGUGGCGGAAAAUUACUUAAGAGGGGUGGACAAGGGCGGGGGACGUUUUGACCGUUGUUGGUUGGGACAUAUACCGGUAUACAGGACAUGAGGAUCGAGGAGGAGAGGUUAUUACCGUACGUUUAUUUGCCUGGGUUUGGUACCGUUGGGAUGGCUUGCUUACCGUUGCAUUUGAACGAUCAAAUGAUUGUCGGACUGUUUUAGGACUUCAUUACUAUUCGAUAAAGCUGUUGGCAACUGAGGCAAUUUGUGACGGGGUUGCAUAAGACCACUUGAUUGCGCAAGCCAAGCAUGGUUUGAACAGAGGCCAUUGCACGACUUGUACGGCAGGACAUCGGAAUUGGUGUACGGAGAGAGAUGAAGAGAGAGAGGAAAAACGAGGUGCAUGUGCACCCUCUGUGUAUGAUAAGUCGGCAACAGGUCACCGUGCAGAUAAGCUUUCUACCUAACAACUUGGGCACUGAGUGUCGAGCAAGCUGUUGCAAUUGUUGAAUCACUG
Molecule: messenger RNA, 4905 nt
Organism: Astrephomene gubernaculifera
Lineage: Eukaryota; Viridiplantae; Chlorophyta; Chlorophyceae; Chlamydomonadales; Astrephomenaceae
Source: the annotation of a GenBank genome assembly